UUGCUGCUGAGUCUGUGAGUGGAGCUCGCUGAGCCGGCUGCUGACUGCACAGUGGCCGGAUACUCGUGCUCACUGUUUCUCAUUCAAGAGAGGAGGAAGAACCCUUCACGGGAAGUUUAUACAGAAAAGCCGGAGAACAAAAUAAAAAGAGAAAGGACGGAGAAAUCAAAAGAGAAGCAGCGACUGAACUCUCCCUUUGCCCUUGUGCAGCAAGAUUUGGAGCGGCGAUGAAUUUUAAAACCCCCGAGGUGAAGAAUCUUAACCGGGAGGUGGAAAUUUACUGACUGCUGAGGCAUUUUUUAAACAUUGGAAAUGGGGGAGACAUCUGGUCCAACAAUAUAUUCUGAACAGUUUUUCCUGCCCAUUUUGCAGAGUCAAGCACUAACAAUAGGAGCUUUGGGUUCCAUGGAUGCCAGUUGCCAUUUGGUGUACCUUCCGUGGUAUGUUUAAAGGCAGACUGAUUACCUCCACUAACUGACACCGGCCAAGUGUCUUCACAGUUUAAGAGCAAGAUAGUGUCAAACCACUUAUCAACUGAGGUUGUCUAUUUUCAAUGCUGGAGUGACAAAAGAACUUAGUCCAGAACAUCAGCUGAAGAUGUAGCUCUUCAAUGCACAAUUGCUGUGUACUUUUGCUUCACUAUUACAAGAUACGUGACUGAGUAAAAUGCGUUCAGGGACUGAUCGUACAGAAAAUAAAUUUGCUUCAUUUACUUUUAACAAAGACUGUCAAAAACUUCCUCGACUAUUUUAUGAAGCUGAGCAGCAGCCAGUGAAAUUACUUGCAACACUGGAGGUCAAAGCAGAGCGCAGGUUUGGGUGGAGUGGACAUAUUUUUGCUUGGAAAGCCAAGCAUGGCACCCUGUUUUUGGGAGUAAUAAUACUAUGCUUAGUUAUGGCAUCUUAUAUUUUAACUAGAGACCAACAGAAAUUACUGCUGACUCCAUCCCCGUUCCAGUAUAGUACAGCCACAGAUAAUGAAGAAUUUCCAGAAUUGGACUCUGCAGAAAUUGACAGUGACAAUGAUGGGUUUUCCUCGCCAUUUAAUUGGUUAGAAAAAAUCACUUAUGCAACACCGGAACUCAUCACUGAAACUAGUGAUUCCAAACUUCAGCUCAUGCCAAGAAGACUGCCAGGGUGGGAGGAUCUUGUAAAACAAGAGGCACAUCUAUUUUCUGUCAUUCCAAGAAGGUUUCUUCAAAAUGUGAAGAACCAUUGUUGGUAUACAAGAUACACAGGGACUGCAUCCACGGACCCUUAUAAGAAAAAUGCCUAUUUUCUACACACAAAGCAUUUUCAGGCUAUAUUUGAUUACUUGAAAAAGGUAAUUUGGAAACACUUGCAACACCAUGGUGAUGAACACUACCGCCUCCGCUGUCUUCCUUACUUCUACAUCAUAGGGCAGCCAAAGUGUGGGACUACAGAUCUGUAUAACAGACUUCGCCUUCAUCCGGAAGUGAGUUUUUCCAUAGUCAAAGAACCUCACUGGUGGACAAGGAAAAGGUUUGGUAUUAUUCAGCCCUGGAAUGGGUUCCAUGACCGAUAUCUAAUUGAAGAUUAUCUGGAUCUGUUUGAUCUCGCAGCACAUCAGAUUCAGAGUCAGAUAGCCAAUUCAUCUGCUGAACAGCUAAUUAAAAGCAACAUGGUCAUUGGUGAGGCAAGUGCUUCCACAAUGUGGGAUAAUAAUGCUUGGCAGAAUUUCUAUCGUCGCACUACUAAUGGUGAACCACCAUAUUUAAUUCAGGACUUCCUUCAUGCAGUUCUACCGGCUGCUAAACUUAUUGUUAUGCUGAGGGAUCCUGUUGAGAGGCUGUAUUCUGAUUACUUGUACUUCAUAAGCGCUAACAAAUCUGUCGAGGAUUUUCAUGAAAAAGUAAAAGAUUCACUGCAAAUAUUCGAUGGAUGUUUGAUGCACUCUUCCCUUAGAUCCUGUGUGUACAACUGCACCGUGAACUCUGCUAUGCCUCAGGUGAGAUUGCAAAUUGGGUUGUAUGCAGUCUUUCUGUGGGACUGGUAUGCAGUUUAUAACCGAAACCAAUUCCUCAUUCUCCGACUGGAAGAACAUGCCGCUAACUUGAAAAAGAGUAUGCACAGAGUCUUCGAAUUCUUGAGCUUGGGAAAUUUGACAGAGCAACAAGAGGCAGCCAUCAUCAACAAUCCUGCGUCAAAUACCAGGCGUCCCAAAGACAAAAGCCUUGGACCUAUGUUGCCAGAAACUAGGAGAAUUCUCGAGGAUUUCUAUAGGCCAUUUAACGAAAAGCUGUCUUUGCUACUAAAUGAUGAUUCUUUCUUAUGGGAAAAAUAAAUACAGACCAAAUUCACAAAACUGUAAAAUAUCAAAUGUUUUGUAUAAUGCUUUUUUCACUAUUGUGGAAUGUUCAACAAAAUGUUGAUGUUCAAGUUAAAAAGUUAUUUUUUUAAGUUUAUUUUUAAACUCUUAUCUGAAGACUUGUCCAAAACUCAGCAAAAGGCUUGUUUGAAAUUUAACCCUAAUUAUAAAGAAUGUUAUCCAUAAUGCCCGCAUUUAACUUCCCAUGAAAUAUAUAGAUUCAUAACAUUUGACACUGUGACCAUCAUAAAUCAAAAGCCCUAAGUUUGUGUAAAUAAUUUUUUUAAAAAAGUAAUUCCUCAUGAUUGUUUUAAAUAUUUUGUAGGAUUUUCAAUGACACAUGUAUUUGGUAAAAAAUGAAAUCUUUGCAGAAUAUGUUUAAAUAUUGCUGCCAAACAUACAUAAGGGGUUUCAAUAGUGCCUACUUUAGUCUUCCAGGAAUUCAUAUACCAUAAUUAUGGUUUGGUAAUGGAUGUAAGAACUACUAUUUUUAACUUAUUUUCUAUUCCUUCCCUCCCUGUUGGUUCAUGCCUUGGAGCUGUAGAGGAAUCUCUCCAAUGAUUGUGAGGAUUCAAUUUUGCAAAAUUCAUUAUCUUCAUUUGCCACCAGUCAAGAAUAAUUGCAAACUUUUGUUUCCUGUUUGCAUGUUCUCAAACAGAUAAUCAGGCUGUCUUAGUUUUGCCUGGAAGCAAGUAAAUUAUGACUGGUGAAAUGUUAAUUAUUACAUCCAUGGAUUGAAUUGGAUAAAAUUCAGUGUGUUUUCAGGGUGCAUGUGCACAGAAAAACUAUUUUUGUGUGUAACACUCAGUUACUGUUAUACACAGAAGCUUGCACUCCAUAUUAUGCAAUUAAUCUAUGAUUUGGUUUUACUGGGAAUGCUUUGCUGUCCACAGUCACACCAUCUGUUUUUGUCAAGAACUGUUAGGAAAGAUUGUGUAGCAGUGCCCCCUAUUGUCCAAGUGGUUUAUAAUUAGAAAGAUAACUUACGCUGGUUCAAAGAAUCUUAAAUGUUUGUGGUAAUAGACGUUAAUUUGUCGUGAAAUGUCAAACUUCAUCAGAACAAAAGUUUUCCAAAGUUUGUCCUUGAAAACUGCAUCAGGAAGAAUAUGCUUUAACUGGUUGAUACUCCUUGGGAGCAUUUAGCAAUGAGUACCAUUAACCUGCCGAAUAGUGAAAGGGCUUUAAAUAUUUGAGAAUACUAAUAUUUUUCUGAAUUAAUUUUUAUAUUCAACAGGGCUAAUAGAAUAAUGGAACACCUUUUUACCUCUGUUACCUAGUCAGUUAUUUCCAGGUCAAGCUUAAUCUAGUGAUUUACAAAGUAAAGCAGAUUUUCAGUGUAGCUCAACAAUAGGUCACAACUUUCAGCGUCAUUAACCAGUUUUUUAAUACAAAUCUAAUGUCCUGUUUUUCUCUUUUUAGUUAGUGCUCUUUUUAAAAACAAGAGAAAAUGAGUGCAGAGGAAUUGAACCUUACAAAAAAAAGUGUAAAUUCAGAAAAAAAUAAAGUUUUCUAUUAAAUAUCCCUAAAACUCAAAAAUAGUGAGUUUAAAAGAGAAUGGCCCAAGCUAAAAAUCAAUCUCCAAUAACUUACGUUGGUCAUGGACAGUACUUCAAUGGAUCUCACCGUCAGAUUCUUGCUAAACUUCCAGAUAGUUAUUUUUAAAUUAAAGCUAAAAUAUAUAUUGUGGCUCCAACCUACUUACCUGUCAUUAUGAUGAUGGGAUAAUAAAUUGGAAAAUUAUCUACAGAGGCACUGUUGCGAUCUUGCUUUCAGUGAAAAAUGCCUUCAUCUGUGAACUGGAUCAGCCUAUGAUGACUUUAGUCUUCAAGGGGCUCUGUGGUAAUUUGACUGAGUUCAUUAUUGCAUUGUCCUUGCAGUAUUCUGGUGGUGCUUAAUCAUUACCUGACUGUAUAACAUGGGUGUCCACAGCUACUAGGAGUGUGGGGGAUGUUGGGGCGGUGGAGGUUAGGGUAAGCAACAACAUUUUGAAGGUACAUUUGAAUUUUUUAAUAACUUUUUUCUAGUUCCAUUCAUUGAGCACAAGGACACUUGCCCAAAUGUUCUGGCAUUGCUGGAUGUUUUAUCGAUGAGAUUGAGCAGUGGGAGCCAGCUGUUACUUAUUGGGUGUUUUUUUGGAAGAACAAAGGAAGACUGGCUCAUUGUUAGCCUCUCAUUCUCAUUUACAGGCAGUGGUGCUGCUGCCUAGCAAUCUCUAUGCAGAACUGGCAGCGUAGGUUCUGGAUUGGACCACAGCUACUCUGGAUAAUUCUGCAAUCUGCUGCAUGACUCCCUGUAUCAUCAGUCAUUUAAAAGUGGGGUGUGGGGGGGGUGGGGGUUGGUGCGUCCCUCCAUCACUUGGCCACAGUUUCCGUUUCCUGCUUCUGUGUUUCACUGUAUGGCAACCACUGAGUUUUAAACAACCAUUUUUAGAACAGGAACUUUCUUUACCAAGUCUGAAGUGUACAUUAAGAAUUAGUUUUCAUUAAGGCUGCCAUCAUUUUUAUUCCUGUUUAAGGACUGCUUGUUAAUUUCCUGCCCCUCCCUGAUGAUAUUCCACAUAUGGAGUGUGGAGGUAAUUGUUGAGAACCAUUGUUGCAUUCUGCAGCGUUACAAAUUUGCAAGCAUGCAAUGUAUAACCACAACCACCAGUUCACACAAACGUGUUAACUCAGUGCUAUGAAAACCACUGUAUCUCAAUACACUUCAUGCAUAAUUUGAAAACAUCAAGCCAUUUCCUAUUCAUUUCUAUAUAACUGACCACAUUUUCUCAUCACAGAUUGUUAAUUGUACUGCCUAUUUUUCUACAAUAAACACAAUUAAUCUGAA
Molecule: messenger RNA, 5154 nt
Organism: Carcharodon carcharias (great white shark)
Lineage: Eukaryota; Metazoa; Chordata; Chondrichthyes; Lamniformes; Lamnidae
Product: carbohydrate sulfotransferase 15-like
Exons: 11
Coding region: 667-2304 (545 amino acids)
Biological process (GO): hexose biosynthetic process
Molecular function (GO): N-acetylgalactosamine 4-sulfate 6-O-sulfotransferase activity
Source: RefSeq, a predicted model, not a curated record